UGUGAUGUUGGAAAUGUGGAGCUAAUAUAAAAUUUAGAUUGAUGUGAAUAUUUCUAUUGAAUAAUACCAUGUUUGUAACUCGACAAAUUCCAGCGGAACACAAAGAUCUUAUUCAUGAUGUAUCAUAUGACUUUCAUGGAAAUCGCAUGGCUACAUGUUCAAGCGACCAAACCGUAAAGGUUUGGGAUCUUGGUGAAGAUGGUCAGUGGAAUUGCACAGCAAGCUGGAGAACUCACAGUGGAUCUGUGUGGCGGGUUACUUGGGCCCAUCCUGAGUUUGGCCAGGUCAUUGCCACCUGCUCAUUUGAUCGAACAGCUGCAGUUUGGGAAGAAAUCAUUGGAGAGUAUGGCAAGGGUAACCAGAGCAACUGGGUGAAGAGGUCAAGUUUGGUUGACAGUCGCACUUCAGUCACUGAUGUCAAAUUUGCACCUAAACAUUUAGGAUUACAGCUGGCUACAUGUUCAGCUGAUGGGACAGUUAGAAUAUACGAGGCUCCUGAUGUGAUGAACCUGAGUCAGUGGUCCCUUCAGAAUGACAUACAGACCAAACUUAGCUGCAGUUGUCUGUCAUGGAACAUGUCAAGAAUGCAUCCACCGAUGAUAGCAGUGGGGAGUGAUGAUGCCAGUCCUGCUGGUGGGGGGAAAGUUCAGAUUUAUGAAUACAACGAUAAGACAAGGAAAUGGGUGAAAGUGGAAACCAUCAAUAUUGUAACAGAUCCGGUGCAUGACAUUGCCUUUGCUCCUAACUUAGGGAGGUCAUAUCAUCUCCUGGCAGUAGCAUCUAAAGAUCUCAAAGUUAUCAGCCUCACACCUCUCAGCACAAGAGAUGCACCUCUAGCAGCAAAUCAAGUCAACAACAACAAAUUCACCAUUAAAAGAGUAGCAGAGUUCACCGAUCAUGAUUCAGAAGUUUGGAGAAUAUGUUGGAAUGUGAUUGGGACAGUGCUGGCCUCCUCAGGGGAUGAUGGCUGUGUCCGACUCUGGAAAGCAAACUACCUGGACAGCUGGCGGUGUAUGGCAGUGCUGAAGGGGGAUGGCACACACCAGCAGGAUAUGGACCGCUUGCCUGGGCUUGCUGCACUUUCUCAGCAACCUAGCUUCAACAGUAAUGCUCAGACAGACAUGGGGGUCAGCGGUAGUGUCAGCUCACCACCUCCAGUGGCGAAAGGGAACAUGAAUAUAAAGAGAAACUCAGGAUGGCCCAACUUUAACACAAAAAAGGACCAAGGCAAGAUGUACUACUGAUCCAAAGCACCAUCCAGUUAUUACAGUCAAUAAGCCUUUAAAGUAGCUGAUCUCAUAUUAUUGUAUUGUCAAAUUUUGAUACAUUAUACUCAAAGUAUAUCAAUAUAUAUAUAAAUAUACUCAUUCAACUGAAAGACAAAUAGAAUGAAGCUAUUUUUAAUAUGUUAUAUACAAUAUUCUUAAAUGCUAGAUGGAAGUAAGUGGUAGAAAUUCAAGGGGUGACCAUCAUGUUGAUUUCUCUAAUUUAAAGUAAAUCUGUAACUCUAUGUACCACAUCCAUUUUACAGAGUUACUCCCCUUUAGUCAUUCACAGGAUCAUACCAUAAUGUGUUCAUGUGUGAAAACUGCUGCAAGUUUAAUCAUUCCCAGCUAAAGGGGCAACUCAUCAUUUUAGUUAUUUUUUUUUUUUUACAUUCAUUUUUUAACAAUUUCUGGGAAUCGCUCAUUACAGUUUCCAUGGCAAUAUUGAAUCAUCUUUGUAUCUAGUAUAACUUUGGGAUAUCUUCAUUUGUCAUUUGUUAGAACAGCUAGUGUGCCUUAAAUGAAUGUCAGGGAUUUUGAUGUUCCAUGUACUUUUUAUUACCAGGAUCUUCAUGUGAUUUUAAAACUGUACUAUGAUUUAUGGGUAUGUAUUGUUUAUUUGUAAAAGUCUUGCUGUGACCCCUAAUGAUGUAUUCAGAUAUCCCUCUUUCUAUAUAAAGGACAAUGUACAAAAUGUAUGAAGAUAUGGUUACACUUAUAUUUGAUGUCCUUUGUGUUGCCCUGAGAACUCGGCAUGUUUCUGUUUCCCUUUCCUUAGGCUCAAUAGUUGGUACUAUUGUACUUUACCUGGAAUCAAUAAUUGUUCUUUUCUUUGAAAUCCAUGACUGGUUUCCAUUGUCCUUGACGUGGAAUCAACCACCAAUUCCCGUUGUCCUUGACGUGGAAUCAAUCGUCAGUUUCCAUCGUCCUUGACGUGGAAUCAGUCACCAGUUCCCAUUGUCCUUGACGUGGAAUCAAUCGUCGGUUUCCAUCGUCCUUGACGUGGAAUCAGUCACCAGUUCCCAUUGUCCUUGACGUGGAAUCAAUCGUCAGUUUCCAUUGUCCUUGACGUGGAAUCAAUCACCAGUUCCCAUUGUCCUUGACGUGGAAUCAAUCGUCAGUUUCCAUUGUCCUUGACGUGGAAUCAGUCACCAGUUCCCAUUGUCCUUGACGUGGAAUCAAUCGUCAGUUUCCAUUGUCCUUGACGUGGAAUCAAUCACCAGUUCCCAUUGUCCUUGACGUGGAAUCAAUCGUCAGUUUCCAUCAUCCUUGACGUGGAAUCAGUCACCAGUUCCCAUUGUCCUUGACGUGGAAUCAAUCAUCAGUUUCCAUUGUACUUUACAUGGAAUCAAUCGUCAGUUCCCAUUGUCCUUGACGUGGAAUCAAUCUCCAGUUCCCAUUGUCCUUGACGUGGAAUCAAUCUCCAGUUCCCAUUGUCCUUGACGUGGAAUCAAUCGUCAGUUUCCAUCAUCCUUGACGUGGAAUCAGUCACCAGUUCCCAUUGUCCUUGACGUGGAAUCAAUCAUCAGUUUCCAUUGUACUUUACAUGGAAUCAAUCGUCAGUUCCCAUUGUCCUUGACGUGGAAUCAAUCGUCAGUUUCCAUCGUCCUUGACGUGGAAUCAAUCACCAGUUUCAAUUGUACUUGACGUGGAAUCAA
Messenger RNA from Ylistrum balloti, 2923 nucleotides. RefSeq names its product nucleoporin SEH1-like. The transcript is spliced from 10 exons. Gene Ontology annotation, cellular component: Seh1-associated complex; nuclear pore outer ring. Lineage: Eukaryota; Metazoa; Mollusca; Bivalvia; Pectinida; Pectinidae. Gene Ontology annotation, biological process: cellular response to amino acid starvation; positive regulation of TORC1 signaling. Gene Ontology annotation, molecular function: protein binding; structural molecule activity. The record is from RefSeq and is a predicted model, not a curated record. The coding region runs from base 69 to 1244 and encodes 391 amino acids.